GUCCCCUCCCCCUCCCUGACGUCACAUAGCCCAGUGCAUUACUGGGAAGGAAGCAUGGUGUGAGCUCGGUGAUCACAUUGCCAGAAGCUGAGGAUCCCUCUCCAUACUGAGACAUCGAUCGUUCCGAUCUCCAGGUGACACCUGUAUGAUCCAGCGUCGGCUGCUCACCACCAUCUGCAGGAUGACGGAAGAGGCCAAGAGACUGGCGGGAUGUGCUGCUGUGGACAAUCACGUUAAGAAUCAUCAAGUUCUUGGUAUUGGAAGUGGUUCUACCAUUGUUCACGCAGUCAAUCGAUUAGCUGAGAGGGUGAAGAAUGAGAAUCUGCAGGUGUCCUGUGUCCCGACAUCUUUCCAGGCACGUCAGCUGAUACUUCAGAAUGGAUUAACUCUGACAGAUCUGGAGAGACACCCGGAGCUCGAUGUUGCAAUUGAUGGCGCUGAUGAAGUUGAUUCAGAUCUCAACCUCAUCAAAGGUGGAGGGGGAUGUUUGGCCCAAGAAAAAAUUGUUGCUGGUUGUGCAAAGUCCUUCAUCGUUAUUGCAGAUUAUAGAAAAGAUUCAAAGAAUUUUGGAGAUCAGUGGAAGAAGGGUAUUCCCAUAGAAGUCCUUCCAAUGGCUUACGUUCCAGUGAGCAAAGCAAUACAAAAGAAGUUUGGUGGUGUGGCGGAGUUGAGGAUGGCUGUUAGUAAGGCUGGCCCUGUGGUUACAGAUAAUGGAAAUUUUCUUCUGGACUGGAAGUUUGACCGCGUUCAGGAUUGGAAUACAGUUAAUACAGCCAUCAAAAUGAUUCCUGGUGUGGUGGACACUGGGCUCUUCAUCAAUAUGGCUGAACGGGUCUACUUUGGCAUGGAAGAUGGUACUGUGUCCAUCCGUGACAAGCCUGUACAUUAGUUCCAGUGCAGUUGUGCCUUGUUGCUGCCCAUUUUCUCUGUGCCAAUCCGAUUUUUUUUUUUUUUUUCUUUUUUCUUUAUUACAGUGCUGCGUUCUUCUUCUUUCUUGUUUUGUUAAGGAAUUGCAUUUUUAUAAAUCACUGUUGCCUUUUUUCCCUGGUACAUGUCUGAUUUAAUAUCUGUAUAUAAGGGAACUCUGUGAUUUCAUGUUUUUAUUGGUCCUGCCAUUUUUAGUUUGAUCAACAGCCUUGGGCAUAUUUAAUUACAUGGAAAGGUAUCCUAAUUGGCAGUUCACCUUCUUUAAAAGGUCAGUCCACUGAAAAAUGAAAUUCAGCUUUUUGGUACAUAGGGGAUAGGUAAAGGAGAAAGUACAUUUUGUAAUUUGCUUCCUGAGAAAUGUUUUUUUGAAUGUAUCUAUGCAGUCACCUGACCUCCAAUGGUCCAGCUUGCUCCCUCUUCUCUCUGUAGCUGCUGGGUGGUAACUCUUCUCCUCCUGCCCAACAACACUUGGCAUUCCUGGGACCUAUGGCCUCUGUUGGAAUGAUGUCACAAAUCCCUAAUAUUCACCACCAUUGAACCUUCCACUGUACAGAGAAGAGAUGGAGUGUAACUGCAUAGAGACCCUAAAAAAUCAACUAUUCAAAAAGUGA
Rana temporaria (common frog) is the source of this 1538-nucleotide messenger RNA. RefSeq names its product ribose 5-phosphate isomerase A (gene RPIA). Lineage: Eukaryota; Metazoa; Chordata; Amphibia; Anura; Ranidae. Gene Ontology annotation, cellular component: intracellular membrane-bounded organelle. Gene Ontology annotation, molecular function: ribose-5-phosphate isomerase activity. The record is from RefSeq and is a predicted model, not a curated record. The transcript has 10 exons. Bases 146 to 889 code for a protein of 247 amino acids. Gene Ontology annotation, biological process: pentose-phosphate shunt, non-oxidative branch; D-ribose metabolic process.